AUGCGUUUGGUCGACGUUGCAUUCGCAUUGCUGUUGGUGUCCGAAGGCGUCUUUGCAGCACCGAAACCGCGAGGCAGACGAGGCGAAGCUCUUGCCAUCACACUUAUUCCCCGGGAGUUCAGCGACUUUGCGAAACGAAACAAGCCCUCGCCUCAACAGGUCGCCGCCAACGGACGCGCAUGCGGGAACACUAUCAGACAAGGAGUUUGCGAUAAUGGAAGGUGCGGAAACUUUGUCGCUCCUACUGGCUUUGAGGUAGUGCCAGGCGCCGAUUCACAAUGCGGAGGAGUAAGCCGGGCAUAA
Messenger RNA from Colletotrichum godetiae, 303 nucleotides. RefSeq lists its product as uncharacterized. The record is from RefSeq and is a predicted model, not a curated record. The transcript is spliced from 2 exons. Bases 1 to 303 code for a protein of 100 amino acids. NCBI's taxonomy places the organism in Eukaryota, Fungi, Ascomycota, Sordariomycetes, Glomerellales, Glomerellaceae.